Coffea eugenioides is the source of this 1961-nucleotide messenger RNA. Its product is annotated as transcription termination factor MTERF5, chloroplastic. Bases 111 to 1607 code for a protein of 498 amino acids. The transcript has 4 exons. Gene Ontology annotation, biological process: regulation of DNA-templated transcription. Gene Ontology annotation, molecular function: double-stranded DNA binding. The record is from RefSeq and is a predicted model, not a curated record. NCBI's taxonomy places the organism in Eukaryota, Viridiplantae, Streptophyta, Magnoliopsida, Gentianales, Rubiaceae.
CCGUGCGAGUGGAGAGGAGGCUCUGAACUUAAAACUGGAGCGUCCAAGCUAGCUGGAGGAAGAAGAAGACAAGCCCUGCUGGCUGGCUGCUCAAAUCUGAGACCUAUGCCAUGUUGAGUUCUCUUUCUACCUCCUCCUGGGUUGUCGUAUGCAGGCAACCCCUGAAAAAGAUCUCAAUUUCUGCGGUGUCCACGAGUUGGAGGCCAUUUUAUAUCAGGACUCAUUCUCGAUCUCCUCAGCGAGUUCUUGUUUGCUGGGCAAAAUAUGCCGCUGAAUCUGGAGUAGAUGGAUCAUUCAGUUUGAGGAUGGUGCCUCCUAGCCUGUUAGCUGCAGAAAAAGAAGAAGCCAAGGCUGUACUGACACUAUUCUUAAAGAAGCAAGGGUUGAGAAGUGCACUGGCUGCUCGAGUAAUUAAUAAGUCAGAUGCUUUUGUUGAUCACCUUGUCUCGCAACUUCAUUCUGUUCACAAAUCUCGCUACCUAGUAGGACGAGAACUUACAACUCUUGAGAUCAGGGAUGCUCUUAUUCCUUACCUUGAAACCCUCCUUGAGGAAUAUGGAGGAAUCCUGGUGGAUGUGGUAGAAAACUUCCCAAACCCACCUGUGAAAGAAAGUAUAGAAGCAAAUUAUCCAAACCCAAUUACUGAAGAAAAUUUGGAUACAUUAGUUUCUCCCUCUAAUGCCACCCUUGAUAGCAAGAAGCUGAAAGCCUUGGCUCGGGUAAGUGAGAUUAGCCCAGCGGGAAAGUUUCCUGCACAUGUUUGCUAUCUAGUUGAGCUUGGAAUGGACCUGGAGGCAAUUAGGGAGGUAAUACGCAAAUUCCCGGCUUUUGCCUACUAUAGUUUGGACAGAAAAAUCAAACCACUGGUUGAGUUCCUUCUUGAUCUUGGCAUAUUGAAAUCAGAUAUUCCAACCAUCAUUAGCAAAAGGCCUCAACUUUGUGGGAUUAGUCUCUCUGAAAAUUUAAUCCCCACCAUGACAUUUUUGGAGAACCUAGGGGUGGAUAAAAGGCAGUGGGCAAAAGUUAUAUACCGCUUUCCUGCCCUUCUUACUUACAGCAGGUCAAAACUGAAAGGAUCUGUUGAUUUUCUUUAUGAGGUUGGUCUCUCGGCUGAAAAUGUGGGUAAGGUUCUAACUCGUUGCCCAAACAUUAUAAGUUACAGUGUUGAGGAUAAGCUACGGCCUACAGUUGAAUACUUCAGCUCAUUGGGGAUUGAUGUUGCGCAUCUUCUUCAACGGUCUCCUCAAACAUUUGGACUUAGCAUAGAAGCUAACUUAAAGCCUUUGACAGAAUUCUUUCUGGAAAGGGGUUAUAGCAUAGAGGAUGUGAGAACCAUGAUUUCUAGAUAUGGGGCUCUGUAUACUUUUAGCGUGGCAGAGAACUUGGUCCCCAAGUGGGAGUUCUUUCUUACUAUGGACUAUCCCAAGUCAGAGCUGGUUAAGUUCCCUCAGUAUUUUGGUUACAGCUUAGAAGAUAGAAUAAAACCUCGAUACGCAAUUGUGAAGGAGCAUGGGGUUAGGUUACUACUGAAUCAAGUGUUAUCGCUCUCUGGUCCCGAGUUUGAUAAGGCUUUGAGGAGAAAAGUGAAGAAGAAGCAUAACAACUAGUAUUCUCGUUGAUUGGAAGGAAGACCUCAAAUGGACUGUAUAUAACAUCUUAUUGCUAACUUCCACCUUUUAUGGUCUUGAAGACAGACUUGCUGCACUAUGUACAUCAUGCAUGCUUUAAGAGAUGAUCGAAAUAGCAAUCAGCAUAUGCUUGUCCAGGUUGAAUGGUUGAAGCAAGGAAGGAAAUAAUGCAACAGCUAAGUCUCCUUCCCCCGCCCUAUUAACGUCUUGUUACUUUUUUAGGCCUUGAAGGUGCAAGACGUAAUUUGGAAAUGGGAAAAGUUGUAUGUUGUGAAAGGGAAAUAACAUUUUCACGACUGCAUUUUUAAUUUUUGAAUUGCUGGAGCUGCUAUU